CGCCAAACUUUGAAAAGAGCAGACGAAGUCUAAAUAUAGAGCCAUAAAUAAUACUAUGUCGUCAACACUGGACGACCUAUUUCAACAAAUCAUUCAGUCGGAGCAACGAGCUGAGAGAAAGAAAAGUCUUUUGAAUGAAGUUAAAUCAGAGAUAGAAAAUUGCAAGGUGAAAAUUCAAGACACAAAGGAGGAGACAUCAGAAUUAAGAGGGAAACUAGUUUUAAAGACUCGUCAGUUGAACAGUGAAGAGCUGAACCUAAAAUGGCUUGGAACCAGAGAGGUCAUCCUAAGGACACAGUCACAGAAGUUCCUGUCAGAUAUGAAACUGCUUGAAAAUCAACUGUUGGAAGCCCAAGAUCACUUGCAGGAAGAAUAUGAGGGGUUUUGUGCUCAAACGAGGGAGUUCACAAAAGGUUAUUCCUUAGUGGAGAAUGGUCAAGAGAUGAGGAAGGGUAAAGCUAACAGACAACUGGCCAUGGUGAUGGAUGAAAAGAAGGCCCUGGAAAACGAUUUACAAACCUACAAGAAGAUGAAAGCUAAAGUGGUCCUGAUGGAGGAACAGAAAGAAGCAGUUAGAGCUCGUUUGAAUUUGUUACUUGCAGAAGAGAAAGAUCUGCAGGGGAAGGUAAAGGUAGAAAAGCAGAAGGUGGACUCUGUAGUGCAGGAGAAGAAGAGAGUGUCUGAGAUACCACAGACAGGACCAGAGUUCACCAGAUUGCACAAGGAGCUCGAAACUUUGAAGACACAAAAUUAUGAGAAGGAUUGCCAAGAGUUACAGCAGGAACUACAAAAACUACAGCAAUGUCUUUGGCAGAAGCAGGUGAAAAGCCAGAGGGUGUUAGCUGUGGGAAGACAUCAAAGGAAGGUCCCCUUGUUCUCCUGUCAGGGAUCAAACCCAGAUGUUGGUUUAGAGGAUGAUUUGAGUUUUGCUGAGUUAAAGGAUGUAUUCAGUGAGGACUUGACUGCUGUACCUCAGGGAAGUUUGUCUGACAUGGGGCACGGAUGACUAAUGACUGUAAAACUUCUAUAUUAUGGAUGUAAAGAAGCAUUUGUGAAAAUUUGUACAUGUAACUGCAGCUUGUUAUGCAUGUAUAGGGUUGAAUGUCUUUUGUGCUUUUUUGUUUGGCAUAAUCACUUUGUCAGGAAAAGUAUGUUUUAGUGCUAGACUUACCUUUUCCUUUUAGGAUAUCAUCCUAUCUUCCCCAAAACAACCCCUCAAAGCACAUUUGUAAAGAUUAGUAUAAUUCCCAGAAUUUAGAAAUAAUGAGUCGCAGAGCAAGCACAGUAUAUCCUGUUCAUGCCGAGGAUUAAAUAAAGGAAUAAAUGACAUGAUUCAUCUGAAACAUGACUUCCUCAAUUAUCACAAUACCUGCUAUACAAUACAUUCCAUGAUUACAAAAAUAAUCAGAAAAUAAUAGCGAAUAUCAUCUCACUUAACAUCCUUCUCUCCCAAGUUAAGCAAGUCCAUGUCAAUGUAUUUUUCCCAUUACGUGCACAGAAUAUUCCCUCUAAACACAGACAUACAUCCAGGAUUGCACUUGUUGAAUAAAACAAAAUGUUUUCAGAUGACACAGUAUUUUAAUCUUUGAACUACAGCUCACAAACAAACUGCACACUGCUAUGUUCACCUUUGGAAAUUCAUAUUUUGAUUUAUUUAUUUCAUUGGUAUUUUUUGGCGUACUUAUGAACGAUGGCUGGUAUUAUAAAUGGACUUGAAACCAUCUGCAGGUUAUUGGCAAACCUUCCCAAGAUUGAGCGAAGAGGAAGC
Molecule: messenger RNA, 1768 nt
Organism: Liolophura sinensis
Lineage: Eukaryota; Metazoa; Mollusca; Polyplacophora; Chitonida; Chitonidae
Product: coiled-coil domain-containing protein 172-like
Exons: 8
Coding region: 56-1006 (316 amino acids)
Cellular component (GO): cytoplasm
Source: RefSeq, a predicted model, not a curated record